AUGGAGCUUGGUGGUCUUGUCAUUGGGGUCGCCGGCCUCUUUAGGGCAUAUAUUGAUAUUCUUGAUCGGGUCUCUUCCUACAAGGAAUUCCCACUUCAGUCACGGCAAACCGUUGUGAGCUUUGAGGCAAACAGGGUUAGACUGAAAGAUUGGGCCGCCGGCGAUGGGAUUGAGGACGGAGCUCUAAAGCAGAGUCAUCAUAUCCGCCUUGACGAACCCGAUGUUGAAAUGUUUGGGAAGUUUGUGGACAUGUUGCACAGGCUCGUUCCUAGAGAGCAAGAUGGGUCAGAGGUUCUUGUUGAAGACUUCAAGGUUUUGCUUACACGGCAAAAUUCUCUUGUUCAAUCGCAGAAGAGAGCCGACGAGGGCUAG
This is a messenger RNA of Microsporum canis CBS 113480, 372 nucleotides long. RefSeq lists its product as uncharacterized. NCBI's taxonomy places the organism in Eukaryota, Fungi, Ascomycota, Eurotiomycetes, Onygenales, Arthrodermataceae. The coding region runs from base 1 to 372 and encodes 123 amino acids. The record is from RefSeq and is a predicted model, not a curated record. The transcript is spliced from 3 exons.